Molecule: messenger RNA, 3315 nt
Organism: Tilletiopsis washingtonensis
Lineage: Eukaryota; Fungi; Basidiomycota; Exobasidiomycetes; Entylomatales
Exons: 12
Coding region: 1-3315 (1104 amino acids)
Molecular function (GO): metal ion binding
Source: RefSeq, a predicted model, not a curated record
AUGGCGGCCACGCAGCCCGCGCCGCCGCAGGCGCACGCCAACUUCGACCUCGUGCGCCGCGUCGAGCUGCACUAUGCGCCGGGCAUGAGCGUCGAGAAGUGGCAGAGCCGCGUGACGGGCAUGACGGUGUAUUGGGCCAACUUCGACAGUCCGCUGCUGAACAGCUAUGCGACGAUGGCGUCUGAGAUCUUCGAGGACAGCGGCGUGCCGCACACGCUGGAGCACCUCAUCUUCCUUGGCUCCAAGAAGUACCCGUACAAGGGCGUGCUCGACAGCCUGGCCAACCGCGCGUUCGCCAGCGGCACCAAUGCAUGGACCGCCAACGACCACACGGCCUACACGCUCACGACGGCGGGUUCUGACGGCUUCCUCCGCAUGCUCGACAUCUACCUCGACCACACCUUCUUCCCGACGCUCACUGCCGCAGGCUUCACGACUGAGGUCUUCCACGUGAAUGGCAAGGGCGAGGACUCGGGCGUCGUCUUCUCGGAGAUGCAGGGCCGCGAGAACACGGCAGGUGACUUGAUGGAGCUCAAGAACCAGCGCAUGCUGUACCCGCGCAGCUCGGCUUACCGCUCCGAGACCGGCGGCCUGAUGUCUGCGCUGCGUGUGCUCAAGAUCCAGGACAUCCGCAAAUAUCACGCCACGUAUUACGCGCCGCACAACAUGGCGCUCGUCGUGUGCGGCCCGCUGGAGCGCGCCGCGCUGCUGGACUCACUGGCGCCGAUCGAGGAGCGGCUGCAGGCUGCCGGCUCGACGCAUGGCCCGCAGGGUCCGCAGGGCUGGAAGCGGCCGUUUGUUGAGACGCAGAGCAACGUUGCGCCCGUCAUUGACGGCGCGGCCGAGACGCCGGGCGUCGACCGCCCGGACCCGGAUCAGCCCGUCGAGAAGCGCCGGCGCCGCGCGUUCAUCGAGUUCCCGGAGAAGGACGAGAGCGUCGGCGAGGUGGCCGUGACGUGGGUCGGGCCGCAGUACCACGACUUCCUCACGAACGAGGCGCUCAGCGUGCUCAGCACGUACCUCAUCGACUCUGCUGUCUCACCGGUGCAGCAGGCCUUUGUCGAGCGCGACGAUCCGCUGUGCACCGACAUCUACAUGGCCAACGAGGACAAGGCGGGCCACACGACGCUGAGCGCCUACUUCUCCUCGGUGCCGACCGAGAAGCUGGACACGCUGGACCGCGAGCUCGUGACGCUGCUGGAGAAGAUCCGCAGCGAGGGCAUCGACAUGACGCGCAUCGCCCUCGUGCUCAAGCGCGACCGGCUGAAGCUGCUGGCCAGCCUCGAGACGAAGCCGGCCGACUCGUUUGCCGACGCCAUCAUCGCCGACAUGCUCUACGGCCGGCGCGACGGUGCCGACCUCGAGGCGGCGCUGGACGACAUGACGCGCUUCGACCAGCUGUCGGCCUGGAGUGCCGAGCAGUGGGCCGCGCUGCUCGACAAGUGGCUCAUCGGCAACUCGCGCAAUGUCGUCAUCGGACGGCCGUCGCGCUCGCUCGCCGCCAAGCUCAAGGCCGAGACCAAGGCUCUGGAGGAGUCUCGCCGCAAGGAGCUUGGCGAGAAGGGCCUCAAGCGCCUGGAUGAGGAGCUCGAGAAGGCAAAGGCGGAGAACGACCGCGACAUUCCGCCAGAGAUGCUGAACAGCUUUGCCGUGCCGAGCGUAGACAGCAUCAAGUGGAUCGAGGUCGGCACGGCCGUCAACGUGCCUGGCGGGGCCAGCAAGACGUCGCGAGCCGUCGCCGCCAUCAACGGCUCCGGCGGCGCUCCGUCCGCACUUGACCGUCGCGUGCAGGAGCAUGUCGAGAAGGACGGCGAGCCGCUGCCCUUUGCCAUCCAGUGGGACCACGUCAGCAGCGCGUUCUGCACCGUCACUGCCAUCUUCAGCACCGCAGCACUGCCGCCGCACCUGCGCGGCCACCUCAAUCUUUACCUCUCGGCGCUCUUCUCGCUGCCCAUCACGCGGCCCGACGGCACGAAGCUGGGCUUUGAGGCCGUGGUCAAGGGCCUGGACGAGGACACGCUCGGCUACGAGACGGGCCUGGGCGUCGGCAAUGGCUUCGCCGAGAUGCUGUCCGUCGAGAUCCGCGUCGAGCGGGAGAACUACGGCAAGGCAAUUGCCUGGCUGCGCGACCUACUGUGGGGCGCAGAGCUCUCCGUCGAGCGGCUUCGCGUCACUGCGGCUAAGCUCGUGCAGUCGCUGCCCGAGCAGAAGCGCGAUGGACGGUCGAUCUCCUGGUCGCUCUCCCGCGCUCUGACGCACUCGCUCGAGCUGUCGACGAACGUGGCGAACUCCGUGCUCUCGAGCCUGGAGACGAUUCCGAAGCUCGCUGAGCGUCUCGGUGCCGCUGAUGCGAGCACCAGCGACGCCGAAGCCGUCGUGCGCGAGCUCGACGAGAUCCGCAGCGUGCUCUUCCGACCCGAGCGCAUGCGCGUCAGCGUGACGGGCGACGUGCUCGGCCUCAAGCGGCCACGCAGCGACUGGGUCGACAACCUGCUGCGCGAGAAGAGCUGGCAGCCGGUGCAGACCGAGCCCGUGCCGUGGUCCAGCCAGGUGCUGACAGCACUUGGCAAGGAGCCAGCCAAGAAGGGUCUCAUCUGCCCGCUGCCUACGAUCGAGAGCUCGUACUCGGUCUUCACGGCCAAGGGCCUCAGCGGUUUUGAGCAGCCCGACACGGCCGCGCUCGUCGUGACCAUUGGCAUCCUGAACGCGAUGGAGUCGUACCUCUGGCGCUUCAUUCGCGGCGCUGGCCUGGCGUACGGCGCCAGCAUCCGCUCCGACACGGAGGCGGGGCACAUCCACUUCUCGCUCUACCGGUCGCCCGACUCGGCCAAGGCGUUCGCAGAGGCCAAGAAGGUCAUCGGCCAGCUUGCCGCCGGCACGAUGGCCAUCGACCAGACGACGCUCGACAGCGCCAAGAGCUCGCUGCAUUUCUCAGUCGCCGACUCGGAGGGCACGGUCGGCCAGGCAGCCGCCGAGAGCUUCGUCGACGUGCUCAAGGGCACGGGCAAGGGCCGCGGCCGCCGCCUGCUGGCGGACAUCGAGCACGUGCAGCUGGCCGAUGUGCAGGAGUCACUGAAGAAGUACAUCCUGCCAAUCUUCGACCCCGCCACGAGCGUGUGCGCCGUCGCAUGCGCGCCCGCUCGCACGGAGGAGAUCCAAACGGCCCUUACGCAGGUUGGCUACGAGAUGGAGCGGCGUGACCUCGACAUUGGCGCGGACAGCGACGCAAGCGGCAGUGAGAGCGGCAGCGGCAGCGAGAGCGGCAGUGAGAGCGAGGAGGAGAGCGAGGACGAGGGCGCCAAGGGCAAGCUGUGA